CAAAACUUAAUUUUACACGUUGAUACAUGAGAACAAGCUUUGUUCGGCUUUCUCAUUAUCACCAAAUACACCUGCUAUUUUGUUUUCAUAACAUUUAUUAUUUUUAUUUUUUGCACUCAUUUACUACACUUGGUUACCUCUCACCCUCAUCUUCUUCUUCGAUCGUAUCGUACACUGUCACUCGUCUCUUAUGAACUUUCCAAAAAAAACAAAAAUAAAAAUAAAAUAAACAUCUCUCCGUUUCUACCGGUAAUAAUUGCGUUAGAAAAUCUAGGCUUUUUGCCUUUGUGAGAUUCUAACGAAUCAUGGCGGCCGUCGAUUCAACUGAUCGGCGGGACUUCAUCGUGAACAUCAACGGCCAAGAGAGUGGAGCCGUCGGUGGUGCUACAGGGUCAAGCAGCAAUGCUGAGGGAGGUUCUAUUUGGAAAGAAUCUAGUUAUGAUUUCUGGGAUGGUGAAAAGGGUAAGAAUGAUAAGAAAGGAGACGACGACGACGACGAAGACGGCGGCAGUUUCCAUUUCAGGCAGCGGAGGCAUAAGUCUGUUGAGUUAUCUGACCCGCCGUCGAAGCUGAUUAGGCAGUUCCUCCACAAGCAGAGAGCUUCAGGAGACGAGAUCUCUCUUGAUGUUGAGCUUAACAUGGCUGAGCUACAGAGCAACACGCCGCCACGUGCUGCAACUACAAGCAACACGCCGCGACAUGGCUUAUCAACGAUUUCUGAAUCUUCUUCUCCGUUCACGACCAAAGUUAAAGCCGACGCUGUGAGACGGAGGCAGAACAGAAUAUCCCUUGGUGGAAGUAGCGACGAAGAAGGACGAAACAGAGACGAAGCAGAGGUUGUGAAGUGUAGUUCGAAUAAACCGAUGCUGAGUAGGAACAAGACUAAAUCAAGACUGCAGGAUCCUCCUACGCCGAAACAUCCGGCGAUUGACAAAACAGAGAUGAAGUCCGGUCGGAGAUCCGGGAUUUUUAAAUCUGGGUUUCUUGGGAAAAGCCCUAAAGCCGGUACUCCAGGUCGCGGUGGGAUCAUGGACGAAGAAGAAGAGGAAGAUCCGUUUCUAGACGAGGACUUGCCGGAGGAGUACAAAAGGGAUAAACUUAGCAUAUGGCUUUUGCUUGAAUGGAUAAGUCUAGUUCUCAUAAUCACCAGUCUGGUAUGUAGCUUAACCGUACAUAGCUUGCAACGCAAGACAUGGUGGAAGCUAGAUUUGUGGAAAUGGGAAGUGACGGUUCUGGUCUUGAUAUGUGGGAGAUUAGUGUCGAGUUGGAUAGUGAGAAUCAUUGUCUUCUUGGUCGAGAAAAACUUCCUUUGGAGGAAAAGGGUUUUGUAUUUCGUCUACGGUGUGAGAAAAUCUGUUCAAAACUGCUUGUGGUUAGGGCUAGUGUUGCUCGCUUGGCAUUUCUUGUUCGAUAAGAAAGUGGAAAGAGAGACUCGGAGCACGGCGCUUCGGUACGUGACGAGAGUGUUGGUAUGUUUGCUUGUAGCUGUUAUCAUUUGGUUGGUUAAAACAAUUCUGGUUAAGGUUCUUGCUUCGUCGUUCCACAUGAGCACUUACUUUGAUCGGAUCCAGGAGUCGUUGUUCACUCAAUACGUGAUUGAGACUCUCUCGGGUCCUCCUUUGAUGGAGAUUCAGCGAAUGGAGGAAGAGGAGCUAAAAGUAACAGAAGAUGUUAAAAUCUUAGAGAAAUUAGCUGGAGCUAAGUUGCCUCCAGCUCUAAAGGAGACUGUUAAAAGUUUUAUGAAAGUCGGGAGAGGACCUGGGCUGACUCGGCUUGGUUCCAAGAAAGGAGAAGAUAGCGAAGGGAUAAGGAUUGAUCAUUUGCAAAGAAUGAACACAAAGAAUGUAUCUGCUUGGAACAUGAAGAGAUUGAUGAACAUUAUACGAAAAGGCGCUCUUUCUACUUUGGAUCAAAAGAUUCAGGACACAACUCAGGAGGAGGAAGACGCUACUCAAAUAAGAAGCGAGUACGAAGCUAAGUGUGCAGCUAGAAAGAUUUUCCACAAUGUCACCGAGCCUGGUUCAAGGUACAUAUAUUUGGAAGACUUCUUGCGUUUUCUAUGUGAAGAGGAGUCUGAAAGAGCUAUGGCUCUCUUCGAAGGAGUUUCAGAGAGCCAUAAGAUCAGCAAGUCUUGCCUCAAGAAUUGGGUGGUUAAGGCGUUUAGAGAACGGAGGGCUCUGGCUUUGACCUUAAACGAUACAAAAACUGCAGUGAAUAGGCUUCACCGUAUAAUCAACGUGUUGAUUGGCAUUAUAAUCAUAAUCAUCUGGCUUCUUAUACUAGGAAUCGCCACAACCAGAUUCUUGCUAGUCUUAAGCUCUCAGCUUCUUCUAGUAGCUUUUGUAUUCGGAAACUCAUGCAAAACCAUCUUCGAAGCUAUCAUUUUCCUUUUCGUUAUGCACCCAUUCGAUGUCGGUGACCGCUGCGAAAUCGACGGUGUUCAGUUGGUCGUGGAGGAGAUGAACAUAUUGACGACUGUUUUCUUGCGAUAUGAUAAUCAGAAGAUCAUAUACCCGAAUAGUGUUCUCGGCACAAAGCCAAUAGCUAACUAUUACCGAAGUCCUGAUAUGGGAGACGCGGUCGAGUUCUGUAUCCAUAUAGCAACUCCUCCUGAAAAGAUAGCUGCUAUUAAACAAAGAAUACUCAGUUAUGUAGACAACAAGAAGGACUAUUGGUAUCCAGCACCUAUGAUUGUAUUCCUAAGUAUGGAUAACUUGAAUAGUGUGAAAAUCGCGGUGUGGUUGACACAUAGAAUGAAUCAUCAAGACAUGGGAGAGAGGUAUAUAAGAAGAGGCCUAUUACUAGAGGAAGUGGGAAAAGCUUGUAGAGAGCUUGAUAUCGAGUAUCGUUUAUACCCUCUUAACAUUAAUGUUCGAAGUCUCCCUCCUACGGCUAGUCCAAUGACUUCAGAUCGCAUUCCUCCUUCGUGGAUGCAACAACGCGGUCCUUGAAUUGAAAAGAUGCUAGAGAAUGAGAGAAAUGAUAACUUUUUCUUAUUGAGUUAUGCGAAAGAAGCUAGAUUAUGAAUUAUUUUGUGUAUAUAAUAUGUAUGUGUGGUUUUGUAAAAGUUAUUUGUUGAAGUAGUAGUUUGUGAUGGUUUAAGUAGUUAUUGUUGUAGCUAAGUUUUUGGCCUUGAGACAUUUUUUGAUAUUCUUCUACUAAAUCAAUGAAAUGAAGGCGCAAUUGUAAAAAAAA
Messenger RNA from Capsella rubella, 3195 nucleotides. Its product is annotated as mechanosensitive ion channel protein 5. The transcript has 5 exons. Gene Ontology annotation, biological process: transmembrane transport; monoatomic anion transport. Gene Ontology annotation, cellular component: plasma membrane. The record is from RefSeq and is a predicted model, not a curated record. Lineage: Eukaryota; Viridiplantae; Streptophyta; Magnoliopsida; Brassicales; Brassicaceae. Bases 306 to 2951 code for a protein of 881 amino acids. Gene Ontology annotation, molecular function: mechanosensitive monoatomic ion channel activity.